AGGACAAUAACCUCAUGCAGUCUGCAGUGCUAAGCAAAAAUGGCUGUGUAUUUUCAUUGAAUACUUUAUGUGCAUCCUCCAAUCGCCAUCCCCAUUUAUUCAAUUACUAUGCAGACUCGUCGAUUUCAGAUAUGAUCAAGCAGUUAUCUUCAAGCCCUUGUCUCUUUGUUGCCGUCCCAAUUUUUAAUUUCCCAAACCCCCAUUAUAAACCACCCAUCACUAAUCAUUCUUGCCAAUAUCAUCAAACUCGGUUCCCCAAUUUUCUAUUUCAAGAAGAAACGGAGAGACCAGUUGUCACCACUGUUGAAGUUGCAACCUUUAUCAAUUUUUUUUCUUGUUGGGUGCUUCUAGUUUUAUUAAAUUUUGAGCUAUGAAGAGGUAUAGGAAUAGGCAAAUUUGGGAAUUUGAGCAUGAAUUAAACAUGAUGGCUGCUGCUUCUUAUAGUGUUGGAGGUAGGAUUUUGAAUGGUGGGGUUUAUGGCAGGAAAGUGAUAUUGGGGAUAGAUGGUGGGACGGCGUCGACUGUUUGCAUAUGUAUGUCGUUGACUCCGUUUGAUCAGCAGCUGCCUGAUCCUCUGCCGGUUCUUGCUCGUGCCGUCGCUGGUUGUUCCAAUCACAACAGUGUUGGAGAAUCUGCAGCUAGAGAGACUUUAGAGAAAGUUAUGGCUGAUGCUCUUGCAGAGUCAAGAUCUACUCGUGCUUCUGUUCAAGCCGUCUGUCUUUCAGCUUCUGGUGUCGACCACCCAAAGGACCAGCAUCGCAUACUUACUUGGCUAAGAGAAAUAUUCCCCAUGCAUGUUAGGUUGUUUGUUGAGAAUGAUGCCGUGGCUGCUUUGUCAAGUGGGACGAUGGGGAAGCUUCAUGGAUGCGUCCUCAUAGCGGGUACAGGCACCAUUGCUUACGGGUUCACUGAAGAUGGAAGAGAAGCUCGGGCUGCCGGUGCUGGACCUGUUUUAGGCGACUGGGGAAGUGCAUAUGGUAUAUCUGCACAGGCGUUGACAGCUGUAAUUAGAGCUUACGACAGCCGUGGUCCGCAGACAACACUUACACAAAGCAUUCUAGAAAAACUGAAUCUCUCUUCUCCAGAUGAACUCAUAGGGUGGACGUAUUCAGAUCCAUCGUGGGCUCGAAUCGCAGCCCUGCUUCCCAUCGUGGUUUCUUGUGCAGAUGCAGGCGAUCUUGCAGCUACAAACAUCUUAUUUGAUGCUGUUCAUGAACUGGCUUCGAGUGUGAAAGCUGUUGUAGCAAGAUUAGAGCUCUGUGGUGAAGAUGGCAAGGAUUCUUUCCCCCUCGUGAUGGUUGGUGGCGUACUUGAGGCCAACAAGAGGUGGGACAUUGGCAACGAGGUCAUAAACUGCAUAUCCAAGGACUUCCCCGGUGUUCUCCCUAUUCGCCCCAAGGUAGGCAUGAUCUUGUUGUUGCUCUUCAUUUAUCUAUACAUGCUCGUUAACCUCUCUAGAAAAACGCGAUCUCAUUGUUGCUGCAUAUUCUUUUUUGCAUGCUAAAUACGUGCUUGUUUCUUCAUUUUCCACUACAAAACACUAGCUUGAGCCUGCAGUUGGAGCUGCAUUGCUUGCUUGGAGCUCCCUGAUGAGACAAUGUCAUCAGGAAGCAUCAACAAGUUGACAGUGCAAGGACACCUUACCAGUAUAGCAACGGGGCAGAGAGCUCGCGCAAAGAAGCAUGCUGCCCUAUGCUUUUGUUUUUCUUUUUUUUAGUAAGCAUAGGCAGCGAGUGAUGGGAAUACUUGCAAGGAUAAAGUUGGAAGCAAAUUUUGGUUCUCUUAUUUAUGUUGUGUGUAUAGUGAAUUAGUUGUUUUAAAAGUCCGUUCAAUCCAAGUGCGCUUGUUAUUGUCGGUUGAUGUGAUAA
Molecule: messenger RNA, 1868 nt
Organism: Salvia splendens (bonfire salvia)
Lineage: Eukaryota; Viridiplantae; Streptophyta; Magnoliopsida; Lamiales; Lamiaceae
Product: N-acetyl-D-glucosamine kinase
Exons: 6
Coding region: 371-1504 (377 amino acids)
Source: RefSeq, a predicted model, not a curated record